GGUAAAAUUAAAUUUGCGUAGGUACGAUACCGUUCCCUUGGAUUCAAGCAAUUAAGACAAAUUUAUCGUUGCAGUUGAUUGAGAGGACUGAAGAUCAGGGAAGAGGACCAAAUAAAAGUAGCGCCUUGUUUGGUUGGAUGGAAUAAGAAUAAUAAGAAGAAGAAGCAAAAGCAGCCAUGGCAAUGGAUGAAGGAAAGCGGAAUGCGGUGGAGAAGUUCUUCUUUGCGACUCUACUUCUCUGGUUAGGCUCCGUUUGUUUUCAGGUUUUGUUGAAUCAGCGGUGGGAGCUUCUCUCCGUCAUAGCAGGUUCAAUCUUCUAUCAGACAUCUAAUAGCAUCAUCCGAUUCUUCUUCUCCGCAGAUAAAGAUCCUCUCUUCGUUAACACUUCCGUUUCUCUUCUCCACUCUCUCCUCACUUCCGCUUCAGUGAUCUUCAUCUUGUUCAGAGAGUUGUUAGGUACUGGGCCAAGUGGAAUGUUUGACCACUCACAGUUGGUUGAACAUACUUGGCCUUGGGCUUUUGAAGCAUUGAGCUUCUCAUGUGGUUACUUUGCGUAUGAUCAGUGGGAUAUGCUUCAUUAUCGCUUGUAUAAUGGUUGGAUCCCCUCUAUCCUUGUGCAUCAUCUGGUUCUUCUUAUUUGUUUCACUCUUGCUUUGUAUCGAAAUGUUACCAUCAACUACCUUAUUCUCACUCUUAUCUGUGAGCUGCAUUCCAUCUUUCUUCAUGUGAGAAAAGUGAGACGAAUGGCCGGUAUUCGGGAUGCAAAGAGCAUUCAUGUUAAGUUAGAAUGGUUUCUGAAUUGGGUCACCUUCUGUGUGGCAAGAUCUGUACCUCACAUUCUCAUCACAGCCAAGCUCAUGAAGGAUGCUCAUAAAUUUCAAAAGGGUGUAGAGCUACCACUGGCUCUGUUGGGCAUGGCUGGGAUGAAUUUGCUCAACAUUGGUCUUGGUAUGGAUCUUCUCAAAGCCUUUAAGAGAGAAAGGAAGUCUCAGCAGCGAAAUCUUCAUGACCACCGUGAAUGACAGAAGAGAAAAAGUACAAUACUGUACUCUUUUUGGUGUAUGUACAAUAAUCUUUAAUCUUCAGCUGAAGUGAAAAACCGGAGGGAAACGGUGCAGAAUGCAUGGAGAGGAUUGUGUAUGAAUAUGUUCAGCCCUUAGUUUUUUAAAUGCAACACAAAUAGAUUAUUUGUAAUUUUCCCUAAAAAUUAUUUUGAAGCAUCAAGCAUGUAUGAGAAUAUGAGAAAUUUAAAUGCUUCCAAUCGAAACGUUUCGGGUUGAAAUAACUUGGAUUUAGACCCACGAGUUUAGCAUAGUAUUACUUUUUUUGUAAUGCUUCUAAUGUUAUGUUUGUCCAGUUUGUUUUGGUGUUUUGGUA
Molecule: messenger RNA, 1377 nt
Organism: Vigna radiata var. radiata (mung bean)
Lineage: Eukaryota; Viridiplantae; Streptophyta; Magnoliopsida; Fabales; Fabaceae
Product: TLC domain-containing protein 2
Exons: 3
Coding region: 177-1022 (281 amino acids)
Biological process (GO): regulation of membrane lipid distribution; membrane assembly; phospholipid homeostasis
Cellular component (GO): plasma membrane
Source: RefSeq, a predicted model, not a curated record